This is a messenger RNA of Pyricularia grisea, 1092 nucleotides long. RefSeq lists its product as uncharacterized. Lineage: Eukaryota; Fungi; Ascomycota; Sordariomycetes; Magnaporthales; Pyriculariaceae. Gene Ontology annotation, molecular function: 4-hydroxy-tetrahydrodipicolinate synthase activity. Bases 103 to 1092 code for a protein of 329 amino acids. The record is from RefSeq and is a predicted model, not a curated record. The transcript is spliced from 2 exons.
AACAUAUCUGGUACUGGAAAGAUUUUCUAAACUACCGCCCCAAUAACCACAUCUCUUUCAACACUUCUAAUUUUGAACUAAAAUCACAUUUCACAUCCAAAAAUGCCUUCAUCAACAAUCGCCACAAAAUCAACCCCCCUCCCUCCGGGAGUUUACACUCCGGUUCUCACCCUCUACAAGCCAGAUGCCGAGCAGGAGAUCGACCUCGAAUCGAUGAGGAAGCACGCCCUGCAUCUCCUCCGGUCCGGGCAGCACGGUCUCGUGUACCUCGGCACCAACGGCGAGCUGGCCCUCAUCGACCGUGCCGAGCGUCCAGCCAUCCUCAAGAUGGCACGCGCGGCAGUGACCGAAGCCGGCCUGCCCGACUCUUACCCCUUGAUCGCGGGAAUCAGCGCUCAGAGCACGCGUGAGACUAUUCUCUGUGCAAAGGAGGCCAAGGAGGCUGGCGCAAACUUUGGUCUGCUCCUGCCUCCCAGCUACUGGGCCAAGGCCGUCAGCCCGGAUGCGCUGUUGGGUUAUUACCGCGAGGUUGCAGACGCUAGCCCGCUGCCGAUUGUUAUUUACAAUUUUCCUGCCGUCACUGGCGGCAUCGACCUGGAUUCGGACCAGAUCGCCACGCUAGCCGAGCACCCCAACAUUGUAGCAGUCAAGUUCACAUGCGGCAACGUCGGCAAGGUGGUGCGCCUGGCGUCCAAGUUCUCCCCUGCCCAGUUCUCCGUGUACGGCGGGUCGGCCGACUACCUGGUCCCCACGCUCGAGGGCGGCGGCGUGGGCUGCGUGACGGGCAUGGGCAACGUCUUCCCCCGCGCGACGGCAAAGGUCUACGACCUCUGGGUCGAGGGCAAAAAGGAAGAGGCCAAGAGGUUGCAGGAGCUCGUCAGCAACGCCGAGUGGGCUUGCAAAAAGGGCCUCGCGCAGACAAAGUAUGGCGCCUGGUGGUUCAUUGGCAAGAAGCACCUCGGCAUCGAGGACAGGAUGGUUUUUGCGCCCCGCAAGCCGUAUUUGGAGGUUGGUGAGGCCAUGAGGGAGUGGACCGUUAAGACUAUGAGUGUGUUGCAGGAGGCCGAGGAGGCGAUCCCGUUGAGGGGGUGA